Molecule: messenger RNA, 644 nt
Organism: Gordionus sp. m RMFG-2023
Lineage: Eukaryota; Metazoa; Nematomorpha; Gordioida; Chordodea; Parachordodidae
Exons: 5
Coding region: 133-495 (120 amino acids)
Molecular function (GO): DNA binding
Source: RefSeq, a predicted model, not a curated record
AUUUAUUAUUCAUGAUAUUGAUAUCCCAUGAAUUUAAACAUAAACACUGUUUAAGUGUUUCGGAGGCCAUGCGAUUUCUUUUCUUUGUUACGGUGUCCACCCCUCUUGAGAAGACACGCUCGCUCUCAACGGAUGUAUUGCUGCGACAAAAAAUCUUUAGCCAUCAUGCAAAGGUACGGAAAACGCUCAGAAUUAAAUGUGAUGUCACAAAGUUCAAGUUCUACGCCAUCAAGGUCAACUCAAGAUGAUAGAGAAAAUCAAUUGGAGCCUUUUUCGGAUUCACUAAUAGAACAGGAUUUAAAUUCUUCUGCGAUUAAUAGUAGUUUCAAUAUUAAAUCAAAUUAUAAUUAUAGUCCAAAUAAAUCACACAAAAAAUGCAAUCAUUGCGAAAAAAUAUAUCGUUCCACUACCGCUACAACCAAUUUGCGCAAACAUCUUCUAACCAAACAUCCUGAAGGGCAAGAAAACUUACAACAGACGAUAAUUUUCAUUUAAAUAAAUUAAUACUCAAAUAUAUCAUCAAUGAAAAUAUUUCAUUUAGAACGUAUGAUAGUAAAAAUUUUAAAGACAUCUUUACAUAUUUAAACAAAACCUCCAAAGUUUGGUGCAGGCAAACUGCUAUGAAAUAUUUAAACAAUAUAUAU